Molecule: messenger RNA, 7898 nt
Organism: Oryzias latipes (Japanese medaka)
Lineage: Eukaryota; Metazoa; Chordata; Actinopteri; Beloniformes; Adrianichthyidae
Gene: stab2
Product: stabilin 2
Biological process (GO): cell adhesion
Molecular function (GO): calcium ion binding; hyaluronic acid binding
Source: RefSeq, a predicted model, not a curated record
GGAGCCAAGAGGAGUUUCUGAAAAGAGACGCACAGGAAAAGAUGCCUGACAGAAGUCAUGGAGGUCCACCACAAAGCGCCGGUACUGAUCUUUUUCCUAAUUGGGAUGACCACGACUGCUGGUUCUGUGCAGAACCUCUGUCCUAAAUUGACUUUGUUGCGGACCCAGACGGCGUGUAAUUCCUGUCAAAUGAGCUUCCUCAUCACGUGUCCGUCAGGGUACAAAAAGACACCGAGAUCUCCGAUCUCCAGCUGCAGGUAUGUCAUCAAAACAAACAAUGUGAUGCUCGCCGUCCCUGGCUGUUCGUUUGAGUGCUACAGAGAGGUGGAGGUCCCAAGCUGCUGUCCUGGUUACUGGGGUCCCGAUUGUAUGGAAUGUCCCAGAAGCUCCAACCGCCCCUGCAGCAGCAGGGGAACCUGCUCUGAUGGACUUGGGGGCAACGGCACCUGCAGCUGCCAGGAAGGCUUUGCCGGGACUGCAUGUGAGGAUUGUGCAACUGGUCAUUACGGUCCCACCUGUCAAUCAGUCUGCUCAUGUGUCCAUGGCCUGUGCAGCUCUGGGCUGAAGGGUGACGGUCGAUGCACCUGCUUCUCUGGAUACAAAGGUCCAAACUGUGACCAAGAAUUACCUGAGUGCUCAGCUCUUAACUGCCAGCAAAACUCUCGCUGCGUGGAGGAUUCUCUGACAGGAAGGCUGGAGUGUCGCUGUUCACCUGGGUACGAGAAGGCGGGACUGCAGUGUGUCUCGGUAAACCCAUGUCUUCAGCCCGUCUGCCACACCGACGCCUCCUGCAUUCACACUGGUCCAAACCAGCACCUGUGUGCCUGCAACCAGGGCUUCAGCGGUGAUGGGCGAGUCUGCAUGCCGGUUGAUCCCUGUCAGACCCAAAAUGGAGGCUGUGCCCCUGAAUCUACCAGCUGUGUCUUCACCGGGCCAGGACAGUCUCGCUGUGACUGUCUUCCUGGGUUUGAAAACCUGUCAGGCGGGGGCUGUGCCCUCAAGGACGCCUGUAAACCGGCUUCUUGCCAUCAGAACGCCAACUGUAGCACUGUGGGGCCCGGAGAAGUCCAGUGCACCUGCCUACAGGGUUACAUCGGUAAUGGUAGAGUCUGCUACGGGAACAUCAUGCAGCGUCUGAUGGAACUGAACACAGAACCAGAGGGGCGGUGGAUGGGUCAGCUGAGCAACGCCAUCUCCAUGUUUGGUUCUCUCUCAUGGCCUCUACAGAACUUUGGUCCUUUCACUAUUUUUGUCCCAAUCAAUAAAGGCUUCCGAGGACUUUCGGUGAAGUCUUUGACAGCAGAACCAUCCAAAGCUAAAUACCUCUGCAGGAUCCAUCUGGCUGCUGGACUGAUGCCAUCUGACACUUUGACCAAAACCGCCAUCUUCUACACGCUAACGGGGAAAUCAGCAGAGAUAGACUCUCCUGACAUGGAUGGCCAGCCCAGAAUCCGUAUCCAUGGGAGCAGGAAGAAAGGCAACAUCAUCCAGUCUGACCUUGUUGCCUCUAAUGGGAUCAUCCACAUUAUCAAUAAGCUGAUGGACAGCAUCUCUCCCACAGUGGAGAGCAACCCAGAUGAAAACCUGAUGAAGAUCAUCUCUGACAAUGGAAAGUUUGAGACAUUCAGGACCUUGUUGCAGAAAACUGACCUGGCCUCACUCAUGGACCUUCCAGGACACAUCACCGUCUUUGCUCCCACCACGACAGCCCUGGACGCCAUGACAGAGGGAUACCUGCAGUACCUGACUAGUGUGGAGGGUCACAGCAAGCUAGUGGAGUUCAUCAGGAAUCACGUGGUGUCGUCCCUGCUGGAGGUCUACCACAUUGUGUCCAGCCCAACAGUAGUGACGGUGGCCAACCACGUCCUAAUGUUUAACGUGACAGAAAAUGGUCAGAUUCUGGUUAACGGAGCAGCAGUGACCGAGGCAGCAGUGGAGGCUAAAAAUGGACGUCUGUAUGUGAUGGAUGGAGUUUUGAUCCCAGCCUCCAUCGAGCCAGUGCUGCCCCACAGGUGUGACAUUCCAGAAUCAAAGAUCACCAAAGGUAAAUGUGCCAGAUGCUCAAAGAUCACGCCUUCUGUGUGCCCGUCUGGAGUAUUUGUGCGCAGCUUAGCGUGUUUCUACAACCAGCCCAUCGCCUCCUCCAUCUUCACAAUGCCUGAAAGAGGAUGCUUGCAGCUGUGCAACACCACUGUGAUGACCCCGGCUUGCUGUAAAGGUUUCUACGGCCCAGAAUGCAAGCCUUGUCCAGGUGGAUUUCAAUCCCCCUGUUCUGGGCAUGGCCAGUGCGUGGAGGGCAUCGCAGGAAACGGGUCGUGUCUGUGUGAAACAAAUUUCCGAGGCUCUCGCUGUCAGUAUUGCUCUGCUCCCAACAAGUAUGGUCUAGACUGUGACAGAACCUGUCCUUGUAUUCACGGGCAAUGCGACAACCGUCCAAGCUCAGAUGGACGAUGUAAACUGGACUCCUGUGCUCCAGGUUACACUGGGCACUUCUGUGAGCGCAAGGCAUCUGCCUGUGGCAUCUACGAACACUUCUGCCAUGCAUACGCUGACUGCGACCUUAGUCAGGGCACGCCCAAAUGUCUUUGCAAACCUGGUUUUCACGGUGACGGGAUCACAUGUGUGGAGAUGGACCCGUGUGCCCCCCCCCUAAGAGGAGGCUGCAGCAGUAAUGCCAAGUGUAUAAAGACGGGCCCAGCUUCACACAUUUGCAAGUGCCUGACCGGAUGGAUGGAGGAUGGAGACGAGUGUCAGCCCGUUAACAACUGUAACGCUCCUGACAGAGGAGGCUGCCACCCCAACGCAACCUGCAUCUUUGUGGGACCUGGACAGAGUGAUUGCUCAUGCAAGUCUGGCUUCAAAGGAGACGGUGAAACCUGCGAGCCUGUCAAUCAGUGUGUGACUGCGGAGGGUGGCUGUCACUACCUGGCCAGCUGCCGGCUACUGUCCUCGCAGUGGAGGUGUGUCUGCCAUGACGAAUAUGUUGGAAACGGACAGGUGUGCUAUGGCACUGUGGAACAGCAGCUGCUGGUUCUGCCCAGCGCCUCGGACUUCUCAACCUGGAUAAUUAAGUCCGGUCUUCCGUCCUUACUGUCGGAUCAGAACUUCACCCUCUUUGUCCCGACAACCUCCGCCAUCGCUGGCAUGCCUGUGGAAGACAGGAGGUUUUGGAGCCUGAGGGAAAACCUACCAAGUCUCAUCAGGAACCACAUGGUCUCUGGUACCUGCCUGCUGUCCUGUCUGGAAGAUGUCUCCUCGGUGACCUCGCUGCUAAAAACAACACUUUCGGUUUCACAGAAAGAUCAGGUCACAUUUGUGGGCGGAGCCACCAUCAUUACAUCAGACAUUGCUGCCACAAAUGGGGUCAUGCACCUCAUUAAUAAGGUUCUGGUUCCUGACAGGAAGAGAAGUGAAGGUUUGCUGGCCAUGCUGGGGCUGAGGCCAGAGCUGUCACUCAUCAAAUCCUAUCUCAUGGAAUACAACCUGACGCAGGAGAUCGAGCAGACCGGCGAGUUUACCGUCUUUGCUCCAACAGAUGCUGCUAUCCAGGCACACCUGAAAACCACGGGCUCAACGGCGCUGGACGUAAAUACGACCCGUUACCACAUGGUGGCAUCGCAGCGCCUGCUGAGAACUGACCUUCAGCAUGGAGGAUACAAACAGACGCUGCUGGGAUUUUCCUUCCAGCUCGGCAUCUUCCCUAGAGAUGGAAAAAUUUUUGUGAACGACGCUCAGAUAAACUCUUUCAACAUUCUGAGUGGGAACGGCGUGAUUCACACCCUUUCAGCUGUUCUGCCCAUCAGUAGGAAUCGCUGCGACAAACUCACCUACCAAAGAGUGCCGGGCCUGUGUGUCCCCUGCCUGUUCCACCAGAACAAGAUAUGCCCGAACAACACCGUUCCAGAGAAAUCCAAAGACUGGAGGAAGUGCGCACUUAUAACAUUCGACCAGAGCAGGCAGUUACGCCUGCGUACCGGCUGCAGAGCCACCUGUCUGCAAAAGAGCGUGGAGCAAAGGUGCUGUGCUGGUUUCUUUGGUGAGCACUGUGAGCCCUGUCCCGGUUCAGCCGGGAAACCCUGCUUCGGGAAUGGGCUGUGCUUGGACGGGACCAACGGCACCGGAGUGUGUCGGUGCAACAGAGGCUUUAACGGGACAGCCUGUGAGACGUGUGAGGGGGGCAGAUACGGGAUUCACUGUGAUCAAGAGUGUGAAUGCAAGAACGGGCGCUGCUCCGAGGGACUGGGAGGAGAUGGGACAUGCCAGUGUGACGUUGGCUGGAGGGGGGUGCACUGUGAUGAGAAAAUUGAAUCUGGAGCAGAGGAAUUUUGUGGCUUGGAAAAAUGUCACAGCAGUGCAAACUGUGUGACCCGAGCGUCUGGUCCUGAGUGUCUCUGUGCUGCUGGAUUUGAAGGGAAUGGGACAUUUUGCAAAUCCGUGGACCCCUGUCUAGUGGACUACGGCGGCUGCAGUCCAUUUGCAGUCUGUAAAAGGACACGUCACGGGCGGAGAGACUGCAUCUGCAGCAGAGGCUAUGCAGGAGACGGACUCGUGUGUGUUGAAAUAAAUCCGUGUCUGGAGGGGAACGGAGGGUGUCAUUCUGAUGCUCAGUGCAUCCACGUGGGACCAAACCAGGCCUCCUGCGUUUGUCCUGGCGGUUUCUCUGGAGACGGUCGCUCCUGCAGCCGCAUCAACUUGUGUGAAAAGAGAAACGGCGGAUGUCACGUUGAUGCCACCUGCAACAUGACAGCUCGGGGCUUCGUGACCUGCAAGUGCAAGAAGCUCUUUGUUGGAGACGGGCUGCGGUGCAAAGGCACGGUGAAUCGGGAGUUGAGGCUGAGGGGUCUUACCAGCUUCUACUUUGCCGUCAAUAGCAUGGAGAUUUCCCUGCGUGGGCGGGGCCCCUUUACUGUCUUUGCUCCCAAAACGCAAACCUUUGAAUCCGACUCUUCCAUCAAGAUGAAGCUGUUGGCCAAACAUAAGGAGGCUUUCAGGAACUUGCUGCGCAGUCACAUCGUCAUGUGUUGUACUCUUCUUCCCACCGACUUGAGUCUCAUCUCCAAUGUGACUUCUCUGUCUGGACUCGUCCUGAGCGUUGACUCCACCAAGGGAUCGAUCUUCAUCAAUGAGGCCAAUGUGACGGACAGCGACGACGUGAGCGUUAAUGGGAUCAUACACGAAAUCGACAGGAUUCUGUUUCCCCCAAACAUGGAUAAAGACAGCUUUCUUCUCGGCCCGGACCCAGCAGAACUGAACCUGACAGACGUGACACGGGGAUAUAAAACCUUCUUCAAACUACUUCAGGACACCGGUGUGCUGGAGCUGGUCAAUGACGGCGUCAAUCAUCCAGUCACUGUUUUCAUGCCCUCUGAUGCAACCAUGGCAUCUCUGCCACAGGAACAAAAGGACUUCCUGUUCCACCAGCAGAACCGGAAACAGCUGCUGGAGUAUCUGAAGUUCCACAUUCUGCCAAAUCAGAAGCUUUACGCAGAAGACCUCAUUUACCUGGACUCAGGGCGGACCCUGCAGGGCUCGGCCCUUUCCUUCUCCUGUGGGGGGGCACAAAGUAUUGGAGAAAUCUUCAUCAAUGAUCAGUCCUGCCGGAUACUGCAGAGGCACCUCAUCUUCAAAGGUGGGAUUGCUUACGGGAUUGAUUGUCUGCUGACUCCGCCCAGCCAAGGAGGGCGCUGCGAUGUACAAACCACCUUUGAUCUUCAGAUGGGCUGUGGGAUGUGCACAUCCUCUUUGAGUCGCUGUCCUCGAGGAUCGAAGCAGAAGGAGCUUCAGAAAUGUGACCUUCCAAACUUUCAUGUCAGCAAGAACUCCGGCUGCAGGUCUGUCUGCACCGUCAACUUCUGGCAGCCCAAGUGUUGUCCAGGAUACUAUGGACGGGACUGUCUGGUCUGUCCUGGAGGUAUCCACUCUCCAUGCAGCAACCGUGGGAAAUGUGACGAUGGUCACCUGGGUAACGGUACCUGCACCUGCCAGGCUGGGUUUGGAGGUACAGCCUGUAACCAGUGCAAACCUGGUUUCUAUGGCCCCACAUGUAAAGCCUGUAAAUGCUCCGCUCACGGGUCAUGUGACGAAGGAGUGCAUGGCUCAGGUCUGUGUUUCUGUGAGCGCGGGUGGACCGGAGAGCAAUGUGACGAGCAGCAAACUGAAGUGUUUGAGUGCUCACCCGCCUGCUCUCCAAAAGCCAUCUGCAAGGACAAUAAUACCUGUGUGUGUCGCUCUUUUCACCAAGGGGAUGGAUUUACCUGCACAGUGAUGGACGUCUGUAGCAUCUGGAAUGGGGGCUGUGCCAAAGAAGCCACGUGUUCUCAGGAGGGGGAGAAUGUGAACUGCACUUGUCUGGAUGGUCACUCUGGAGAUGGUUUCACCUGCGUGCCGGUGGAUCCCUGUUCUUUUGGGGACAACGGUGGCUGCCACGAGCAUGCCACCUGCAUCAUGACGGCUCCGGGAAAAAAGAAGUGCGCCUGUAAGGACAACUACCUUGGAGAUGGCGUGAGCUGCGAACUCAUGCAGAUUCCCGUUAGCCGCUGUCUCCAGGACAAUGGGGGGUGCCACUCAGAUGCCAGAUGUUCUGAUCUCCACUUUGAAGAUAAACUGUUUGGUGUGUUUCAUGUCCGCUCCAAAGCCGGUCAGUAUAAACUGACCUAUGCUGCAGCUCAGCAGGUUUGCAUCAUAGAGGGAGGGUCCUUGGCCACGCUCUCCCAGCUUCACCAUGCUCAGCAGGGGGGCUUGAACAUGUGUGCUGCUGGCUGGUUGGACCAAGCGCGAGUUGCAUACCCCACUACCUACUCUAACCCCAAAUGUGGCUUUGGACAUGUGGGUAUUGUGGACUACGGGUUCCGCAAAAACCUGAGCGAGACCUGGGACGGCUUCUGUUACCGGAUGAAGGAUGUGGAAUGUCAGUGUAAACCUGGUUAUAUCGGAGACGGUUUUGGCUGUGCUGGUAACCUGAUGCAGGUCCUUAAGUCCACGCCCAGCUUUUCUAACUUCCUCACACAAAUCCUAAAUUACUCCCAGACGUCCAAGUCCGGCCGCCAGUUUGUCAAACGCCUCGGUGACCCUGCAGUUCAGUCCACCCUGUUUGUACCUGACAACAGUGGCCUCCCCAGUAACCAGACUCUCUCACAGCGUGACAUCGAGUUCCACCUCUCGGAGGGUCAGGCGCUUCCCAUCAGCCAACUGAAGAAUGGCACUCGCAUCAGAACGCGAGUGGGUGGUCUUACCGUUCUGGGCGUGGCAGACCUACUUGAUCCGUCCUCCCUGGCGUCACGUUACGUUAACGAGCACUUUAUCAUUGAUUCCAACAUCCAAGCUUCUAACGGUUUGAUUCAUGUUCUACUGGGACCUUUGAAAGCUCCACCCCCUAAUCAAGAGCAGAUGCAUGUGGCACACCAGGCGGGGGUGGGUGUGGGGGCAGUCCUUCUGGCCCUUCUGAUGGUUGGAGUGGCAUUUGUUGCCUAUCACUUCUACAGGCAGAGGAGCAAACCUUUUCAGUUCCACUACUUCAAGGAAGAAGAUGGAGAUGCAUCUGCAACCGCUACCAGCAGCCGCAGCAUCUGCAACCCGGUUUAUGAAGACCAACCGUCUGAGCUGCACGACGAGGGUCCGAUCAGUUCAGGGCUUCUAUUGUGACCAUGGUCUGCUUGACACUCCUCCCCCAAAUAAAAGCCUGAGAGUUGAAGCAAAAGUUAAAAUAAACUGAUUACAGGAGCAAUGUGCACCAGGUGAGGGAGGGAAGGGCCCCAGCAGCCGCUGCAGGAGGACCGAGCCCUCUGAACCAGAUCCAACCUUCUCCUUUUGUCAGAUGUGAGUCCAGGAUCAGUUCAGCUACACUGAUGAAAUUCAUUGAACAAAUGUCAAUAAAGACUUCCGGACUGUUUCAAACUUUA